This is a messenger RNA of Magallana angulata, 1733 nucleotides long. RefSeq lists its product as uncharacterized. The transcript has 2 exons. Lineage: Eukaryota; Metazoa; Mollusca; Bivalvia; Ostreida; Ostreidae. Bases 133 to 1374 code for a protein of 413 amino acids. The record is from RefSeq and is a predicted model, not a curated record.
CAUCAAGGAAGUGAGGCGGUCACGGGUCAAAAACAAAAAUAACGGCAUGUGAAUUGUUUCUUAUUAAAGGCAUCACCGAUACAAAUUAAAACUGAAGUAGAACUGAACGGCGAAAAAAAAACUAACUGCAAAAUGCGUCGGACGUGUAAAAGAAACCCGUUUUUGAUAUUGUGUGCCCUCAUGUGUGUAUUAGUUGUAGCAAAUUUUUGUGACUUAGUUGUAAGGUAUCAAAUGAACUCGACAGACAAUUCAAUGAAUUUGUCCGACAUCGGCGAUCUGGAAUCUGAACAACUUGCUCAAACAGGUCGCAGACACAGAAAUCUCGAGCAGAUUCACAGAGAAAAUUUGCAUGGCAGCAACGUUCAGCAAAAUGAUGAUUUGAUGUGGAUCCAAGAAAUGAGUGACGUGUAUGAAAGGGCUCCAUUGAUGAACCCGGAUAAGGACGAGUUUGUAAAACAAAACAAUACCUCAGAUGAAUGUAACGAUUUUCAUUCCUCCUUUAAAGAAAAUCUACAAAAAGUUUUGAAUUACUCUUUUAAUGUGCCGGAGAAGUAUUUAAAACUGUUGAAUCUUGAUAGAGUUGGAAUAAAAAGUAUCACCAGUAAGUCUGUGGAUUCGCCAUACCCGAUUCUGGCUUCUGCGUCAUCAUCUAACCAUUAUAAUGAAAUCCAGGGAUUAAUUAGAGAUUAUCAUCAAAAUCUUCUGCCACUUUAUCCAAACAUGAAGUUGAUUCUGUAUGACUUAGGACUGAAUAAAAACCAACUAAAACAAAUGAAAAAAUACUGCAAAUGUGAGAUAAGACAAUUUCCUUUCCACAGUUUUCCAAAUCAUAUUCGCAAUCUGAGUGGCUUUGGAUGGAAACCGCUUAUUAUACAACUUUUGUUGAUAGAAUUUGAUUUUGUCAUGUGGGCAGAUGCUUCCGUGCGGUUCAAUGGCAAACCUCCAAAUAAACUUAUUGAAGGAGCUAAGGAAGUUGGUGUUCAAAUAAUUCCAGGAUGGGGAUCUAUUGCAGUGAGGACCAAUCCACAAACGUUUGCGGCUCUAGGGGAACAAAUGUGUAUGUUUGAUUACCCAGAACUCGAAGCAACAUGGAUGGCGUUCAAAAGGUCCGAGUUUACUCUGACGGCGGUAAUGAAGCCGUGGGUAUCUUGUGCAUUACAAUACGGCUGCAUGGAUUUCGACAAAUCAAAAUCGUAUCUGAGAUGCCCACGAGGCAAAAAGCAAAGACUCGGAUCUUGUCAUAGGUUUGACCAGUCUGUGAUUGGGAUAAUUCUUACAAGACUGUUUAAUCAUAAAUCGCAUCUUUGUCAAUUUAUUGUGAAUGGAAUAGGAUCUAUCAAAAGAGGAGAGUAUGUUAAAUAUUUUCCCAAAUAAAAAAAAAAGAUUUCGGCUUCCGCUGCAAAACACAAGGAAAGCUUAGUAAAACAUGUACAUGUAUUUAAUACUGUUUGUGGUCAUUGCAGAAAACUACACAACUCGCAUUGUAAGCUUAAGAAUUUUCCAAUCUUUGACAUUCAAUCGAGACAAAUAGUUGGAAUAUUGACUUCUUUUAAAGUUAAUAGAAACCAUCGAAAAACAAAACAACUGGGCAUCCUCGUUUCAACAAAGCCACAUAUUGCAGGUGAUUUAACUCUUAGAAUUUGUAGCAAUGCGCAGUUUCUAAAUCAAGAAAUUAGCCUUCUUCAUUUAGAUGAAAAGAAAAUUUUAAUUAAUAUUUGAUAUGUAGUGUUGUU